UAAGCAAAGUAAUCCAUAGAUAAUGCAUCCAUCUAACACUAUCCCAUAGGCUCGUGGUCCUAAGAAGCACAUGAAGCGUUUGGCAGCUCCCAAGCAUUGGAUGCUUGAUAAACUUUUGGGUAACUAUGCCCCUAAGCCUUCUUCUGGUCCUCACAAGACUCGUGAAUGUUUACCCUUGAUCGUUUUCAUUCGUAACCGCUUAAAGUACGCUCUUAACGGCCGCGAAGUUCAAUCUAUCUUGAUGCAACGUCUGGUCAAGGUCGACGGUAAGGUCCGUACUGAUUCCACUUUUCCUGCUGGUUUCAUGGAUGUUAUCCAAAUUGAAAAAACUGGUGAAAACUUCCGUCUCGUCUAUGACGUUAAAGGUCGCUUUGCUGUUCACCGCAUCACUGAUGAAGAAGCCAAGUACAAAUUGUGCAAGGUUAAGAAGGUUUUGGUUGGUGCCAAGGGUAUUCCCUACAUCACCACACACGAUGGUCGUACCAUCCGUUACCCUGAUCCUUUGAUCAAGGCUAACGAUACCAUCCGUUUCAACCUUGAAACUGGUAAGAUUGAAGACUUUGUCAAGUUCGACGUCGGUAACGUCGUUAUGGUCACUGGUGGUCGUAACAUUGGUCGUGUUGGUCAACUCAUUCACCGUGAACGUCACAUUGGUGGCUUUGAAAUUGUUCACAUCAAGGACGCUCUUGACCGUGUCUUUGCUACUCGUAUCUCCAACGUUUUCACUAUUGGCCAAGGUACUAAGCCUUGGAUCUCUCUUCCCAAGGGUAAGGGCGUCAAGCUCUCUAUUACUGAAGAACGUGAUCGCCGUAGAGCUGCUGCUACUGCCACUCACUAAAAAAAUCACGGAUUUUUUUAGAAUAAAUCAUCAUUUUGCUUUGUAGGACCUCUCUCAUUGUUCUCUUCCCUUGUUCAUUAUCAUUUUGCUAUUGUACAUAAUUAUUAUUUUAUUAUUAAACAAAAGAAAAAUAGUAUGUUUAGUUUUUAUAAGAAUUGCGUCACGACGAUUGGUGGGGUUGAACUUGAGUUGAGCAUGAAACCCACAUCAUUAUGCAGAACUUUUUUUUUAUUUCUAUUUUUUUCUUUUACACAUUUUCUUAUCCCC
Molecule: messenger RNA, 1105 nt
Organism: Rhizopus microsporus ATCC 52813
Lineage: Eukaryota; Fungi; Mucoromycota; Mucoromycetes; Mucorales; Rhizopodaceae
Product: ribosomal protein S4e
Exons: 4
Coding region: 71-838 (255 amino acids)
Biological process (GO): translation
Cellular component (GO): ribosome; cytosolic small ribosomal subunit
Molecular function (GO): RNA binding; structural constituent of ribosome
Source: RefSeq, a predicted model, not a curated record